CACACAAAUGAAUAAGUGGAAAAGAAUAACGAACACUCCCCCUCAAAAAAAAACAGGAAUCUAGACUACCUUGGUAUAUAAUAGAGGUAGUAUUUUAAUCACCAGAGAAUAAGGAGCUUAGAGGCGUUUUAGGAUGAAACACUGGGAAAGCCAACAGGAAGCACUUUCGUGAGACUCUUCUUAUAAACGUGAAGCUGGUGGAAAAGUAAAAUAUGACUACGCCUCAGACGUUUCUUUAGACCCGGUUCGGCUUCAGAUGUCUUGGCGCUCCCGGCCGCUAGGUGGCACCUGGAGGAGUGCAGGCGCCAUUGUGACGCAGGCGCAGUGCCCUUAGGUUUAGCCGUUCGCUCUACGUUCGCGCACACGUGUUCGCACACCGCCUUCGCCGGAGCGCUCCCCACGCGCCGUCACGGGCGCUCUCGUAAUCGCGCCGCACUCCUCUUUCUCUGGGAGCGACCGAGCUGAUCCCGAGCGACCCGAGAUGUCCGAGCUGCCGGCGGACUGCAGUGUCCCGCACGACGCGGAGGACGGGGACCGCGACGCCCCGCAGGCGGAGGUAGGCGGCGGGCCGCGAGAGCCGUUCCGGGCGCAGCCUGAGGAACCCGGGGAAGGUCCGAUGGCGGCGGCCAGGGCAGCUGGGGUGUCAGAGGUCGCCCGACUGUUGGCGGAGCUAGCGGAGGAAGAGCGUCGGGAGGGCAGGCCCGGGAACGGCCCAGGCCUGGCUGCGUCGCCUCAUCGCCUUCGUCGCCUGUUUAGCCUUUUUGAACUUAAUUACAGGCAUUUUCCCCGCCUCUAUCUGCCGCUCUCCCUGAUGCCUCUGGCCAGAAUGCAGGUGCUUGAACGCCGCAGGAGAUCUGUGGAAGCCCGCAGAGCCAGGGAAGCGGCGUUUGAUGCCGAGCAUCUGUGGAAUCCCCAGAGGCUGGCUUUUGGUAGUUUAACACAUACCAUAGCUCUGACUGCAUCUGAAGUGAUCGAUCCUCUGGUAGGACUUGGCUGUGAUAAGUUUAUCAACAGAGAAUAGUUUGGUGAUGAAACUGCUUGCAGAAGAACCUCUGUACUUAAGACAACUUUAUGCCAAUCCUGGAACUUGAUUUAAAAAAGGCAGUUGUAUGCGCGUAAGGCAGUGCACAGUUGAGAAAACAAAGAAGGAAGCUUCUUGUGAAAAACAUCAGAAAAGAAAAAAGCCGAAAGUGUUAGGACUCCUCUAUUGUUCUUUGGGUUGGUGACUGAUGGGGAUUCUUCUCCGUGCGUUUGGAAGUGUGUUUCAAAAUUGCUUCACUAAAAAGUGAAGAAUGGUUCUAUAAAAUUGAGACUUUCUAAAGAAAUGUUGCCAGUAAUAAAACUCAUAAUAAGGAAAGUAUCAAGUAGCAAUAGUAGGAAUAGGGAGUCAGCUGCGUUAUCGGACUGGAAGACAGGAGCAAACUUGAAAUUGUCAGAAAAUGUGCUGUCUUCGUGUCAGAUUGAACAGAAAUUUUUAGUGUAAAGAUAGAUUUUGUUUUCUGAGGCAUUUCCAAUGACAAACAGUAAAUGCUAUAUAACAAAAUAAAUCGUCUGAGAAUAUCUGAAAUUGCUGAUUCUUUUUUCUUUCAUUCAAUUUCUAAUUUAAACUUUUAUGGUAAAUCUAUUCACAAGCUCCCCCAAAUAUAAAAUAUGCAGUGAAAAGUCUUCCAUCCCUGUCCCUCCACCCAGGACUACUGCAGCCCCCAUCUGUGACCACUCCCUCUCCUGUCCUUCCGGUUUCCUCAGGUACACACAAGCAAAUACAAACCUGGGUUUAUUUUCUUCACAAAAGUUGACAUAUUAUACUUAUAUAUAUCAAUACUUUCCUGAGUAAGAACAUGGCUUGAAGAU
This is a messenger RNA of Manis pentadactyla (Chinese pangolin), 1851 nucleotides long. Its product is annotated as EP300-interacting inhibitor of differentiation 2-like. Lineage: Eukaryota; Metazoa; Chordata; Mammalia; Pholidota; Manidae. Gene Ontology annotation, molecular function: transcription corepressor activity. Gene Ontology annotation, biological process: negative regulation of DNA-templated transcription. The record is from RefSeq and is a predicted model, not a curated record. Gene Ontology annotation, cellular component: nucleoplasm.